Molecule: messenger RNA, 1086 nt
Organism: Leptosia nina
Lineage: Eukaryota; Metazoa; Arthropoda; Insecta; Lepidoptera; Pieridae
Source: the annotation of a GenBank genome assembly
AUGAGACGGGUUACAAAAAAGCUUUUAUUUUUAACAUUCGGUUUGCUUUGUAUUGGACUGUAUUGCGAGUUUCUCAUUUAUUAUGUAGUUGUUGCGCAGUGUAGCUGGCCACAGUUGAAAAAGACUAUAGAUGGAGAAGUACUUCGGGCGUUCGUUCUAGCUGAUACACAUUUGUUGGGGCCCUAUAGAGGACACUGGUUAGAUAAGUUAAGAAGAGAAUGGCAAAUGCAUCAGGCAUUUAAAGCCAUUAUCAAUUUACAUAAGCCAGAUGUUGUUUUUGUUUUAGGUGACCUUUUUGAUGAAGGGGAGUGGACUGAUGAUAACCAGUUCUUAGAAUAUGUUACAAGAUUUCAAAAGCUUUUUGCAGUACCCCCUGAUACCAAGUUUUAUGUAGCUGUUGGUAAUCAUGAUAUUGGCUUCCAUAAUAGGAUAAGAAGAAGAGCAUUUCAAAGAUUCAGUGAACAGCUAAAUGCCCCCUCUGUGCAACACAUAGUUUUAAAAAACAAUCAUUUUGUUCUCAUUAAUUCUAUGGCAAUGGAGGGAGAUUCUUGUGAUAUGUGUACAGAAGCUAGAAGACAGAUUUCAGCAGUUUCAGAUAAAUUGUUAAAAUGCUCUCAGAACUCUACUUGUGUGGACCGUGGAAGGGUAUUUAAUUAUUCCCAACCAAUUUUAAUGCAGCAUUUUCCCCUCUAUAGAGUAUCAGAUUCGAUUUGUACUGAACCUGACGCACCUCCUUUACCAGAAAGAAAUAAACCGUUUAGGCUAAAAAUUGAUGCUCUAUCAAAUGAAGCAACUAAAUUUCUCAUUAAUAAACUCAACCCGAGAGCUGUCUUUGGAGGUCAUACUCAUCAUGGGUGUCUAGUAACACAUACCCAUGGAAGUGAGAAAUUUUUGGAAUACUCGGUACCAUCGUUCUCUUGGCGAAAUAGACUAGAUCCAAAGUACUUACUGGUAUCUAUAUCCCCAAAUGAAUAUUCCGUGAUCAAAUGUGGGCUUCCAAAGGAAAUAACGAUGAUAGCGACGGCUGUGAUAAUGUCUUUAGUAUUAAUUUUACUUAUAUUUACUACAAGGGCUAUAGGGAGGUAA